Molecule: messenger RNA, 1806 nt
Organism: Stegostoma tigrinum
Lineage: Eukaryota; Metazoa; Chordata; Chondrichthyes; Orectolobiformes; Stegostomatidae
Gene: tubd1
Product: tubulin, delta 1
Exons: 8
Coding region: 267-1628 (453 amino acids)
Biological process (GO): mitotic cell cycle; microtubule cytoskeleton organization
Cellular component (GO): microtubule; cytoplasm
Molecular function (GO): GTP binding; structural constituent of cytoskeleton
Source: RefSeq, a predicted model, not a curated record
GGAGGCCCUCCCGACCCGCAAUUAACCCGCGAGAGAGCGCGCGCAUUGCUGUGGCAACGGGGCCAGGCCGAGUCGCGCGUGAAGGGUCCGGUCAGUUAGACAGAGCGCGGGGAGACGGUGGUCAGUCAGUCAGCCCCAGGGGAGGGGUGGGUUCAGUCAGUCAGACAGACAGCCCUGUGGGGGGUGGUCAGUUAGAUAGUCGGGGGGAGCGGCGACGGCAGACAGUCAGACAGACAGCCCCGGGGGUGAGCGGCUUGGGGAGGGGAAUGGCGCUGGUGCUGCUGCAGCUCGGACAGUGCGGGAACCAGGUGGGCCAGGAGCUGCUCGAACUGGUCAGCCAGGAUGGCCGGAGUGACCGGAGCCGGAGCCGCGCUGACACUUACCGAGCUGUUUCACUGGAGCGCUUCUUCCGGCAGGAGGCUGGGGCUAACGCAGUGCCGGUUGCUCGGGCUGUUCUUGUGGACAUGGAGCCAAAAGUCAUCAGCCGCACUUUAUCCAAAGCCAUGAAGUCAGGGCAGUGGAGUUAUGGAAACCAAUCCUACUUCUGCCAGAAACAAGGAUCUGGAAACAAUUGGGCAAAUGGAUUCUGUAUCCAUGGUCCUCAACAUGAAGAAGCUGUGAUGGAUUUAGUGCGAAGGGAGGUGGAGCAGUGUGAGAGACUUGGUGGCUUUAUUCCAAUAAUGAGUCUGGCUGGAGGCACUGGCUCUGGCUUGGGGACUUACAUCACUCGGUGUUUGCGGGAUACUUACCCAAACUCGUUCAUAUUGAACCAGCUCACCUGGCCUUAUGGAACUGGAGAGGUUAUUGUCCAGGAUUAUAAUGCAGUGCUGACGCUGUCUCACUUGUAUCAGUCUUCUGAUGCACUUUUGAUUCAUGAGAAUGAUACUCUUCACAAGAUUUGCUCCCAACUGAUGAACAUAAAGCAGAUUUCCUUCACAGACAUCAACAAAGUCAUUGCUCACCAGCUCGGGAGUGUCUUACAGCCGGUAUGCACCAGAUGGAGUAUUUCAGAAUAUGGCACAAAUCCUCUUGGUGAUCUGCUAGAAAGUUUGGUGACACAUCCAGAGUAUAAGCUGCUAAGCCUGAUGAACACCCCAUUGAUGUCUGACAAGUCUCUGCAAUUCAGUACGUUUACCUGGCCAGCUCUUGUGAAGAAUUUGCGACAAAUGCUGAUUUCCAAUGCUAAAGUGGAAGCAGGGAUCGAUUGGCAAAUGAAACUGCCCUCAGCAGGCCAUCCUCCAGCUUCAAAACUUAUCUCUGACAGGGAGCUACACUUCAAUACCUCUCUGACCAACCUUCUGGUAUUGCGGGGGAAGGAGGUAUUGCAAGCUGACACCGAUGGUUUUAAAGAGCAAGCACUGUACACCACCUGGAUGCCUGCUGAUUCUGCCCUCAACAUAUGGAGAACUUGCACAACUUUUAACAAGUACGAAAAAUCAGCAACUGUUGUCAGCAACAGCCAGUGUCUGCAGAAACCCCUGGACAGCACUGUGGCAAAAGCUUGGGACAUGUUUGCUUCACGAGCAUAUGUGCAUCAGUACAUGAAACAUGGAAUCUCAGAAGAGGACUUUCUGGAUUGUUUCACAACUGUAGAACAGAUCAUCGCAAGUUAUUCUAGCCUUGGAUAAUAGAUCUUGUAGGAUCUGAAUUCUGUAAAUUGUGUAAAAUCAUGUAUAAAAAGCGUGUGAGCUAGGCACAUUUUCCUGCUCCUUGUGACUCAGUGGAUUCUAGAAUAACUUGACUCACCCACAACUCAUGAUUGCUUCUGUCUGUAAUAAUUAAAAGCCAUUGAAGCUUCUGAAUGGA